AUGUCUCGCCCCGAAGAUAUCCUCCCUCCCGAUCUGUUUUACAAUGACAGCGAAUCCCACAAAUACACCACCUCGUCACGUAUCCAGCACAUCCAGGCCUCGAUGACCAACCGCGCCCUCGAGCUUCUUGACCUGAAGUACCCCUCGUUGAUCCUGGAUGUCGGCUGCGGCAGCGGUCUCUCGGGGCAGAUUUUGUCCUCGACCGAGCCCGCCGACGGCGGUCCGCACACCUGGAUCGGCAUGGAUAUCAGCGCGUCAAUGCUGGGCGUGGCGCUGGAGCGCGAAGUCGAGGGCGAUCUGUUCCUGGCAGAUGCGGGUCAGGGCGUGCCGUUCCGGCCGGGUACGUUCGAUGCCGCUAUAAGCAUCUCGGCUGUCCAGUGGCUGUGCAAUGCCGAAAGCAGCGAGGAGACGGCGCAGGGCAGACUGAGCAGGUUUUUCAACGGCCUCUAUGCAAGCUUGAGGCGUGGCGGCAGGGCGGUGUGCCAAUUUUACCCCAAGAAUGACCAACAGAAGGGCAUGAUCAGUAGUGCCGCCAUGAGGGCAGGCUUCGGCGCAGGUCUGCUGGAGGAUGACCCGGGCACUAAGAGCGCUAAGACGUAUCUUGUGCUUACUGUCGGUGGUGGCGAGUUGGAAGGUGACAUUACUGGUGUCGUGAAGGGCAUGUCGAACGUCGAUGUCAUGGACUCGAGAAAGAAGAUGGCGCAAAGGAAGAGGGGUGAGGAGGUGAAGGGCAGCAAGGCAUGGAUCAUGCGCAAAAAGGAUCAAAUGGAACGGAAAGGAAAGGUGGUCAAGGCUAGCUCCAAGUACACCGGAAGGAAGAGGAAGACCGCUUUUUGAUCGAUAGGUCUUGUCGCCAAUCAUCCUCCGGGUACUGGAUUGGAGUUGGAAUCUUAUGGUGCUUGUCCUGCGCCGUUGAAUGUUCGCAGGACAGGGAGUGGACUUCUCAC
Molecule: messenger RNA, 947 nt
Organism: Aplosporella prunicola CBS 121167
Lineage: Eukaryota; Fungi; Ascomycota; Dothideomycetes; Botryosphaeriales; Aplosporellaceae
Exons: 2
Coding region: 1-837 (278 amino acids)
Biological process (GO): rRNA (guanine-N7)-methylation
Cellular component (GO): nucleolus
Molecular function (GO): rRNA (guanine) methyltransferase activity
Source: RefSeq, a predicted model, not a curated record